CACACUGAAGGCUCACCUAUUUCCUAGCAAAACAUUUCAACGUCCGGAAACUAAAUAACUACAAAGACUUAUUUAUCAAACCUUUCUUUUAAAUGAAGUCUUUAAGAACAGAAAAGAAGUGUUGAGGAUCCUCUCAUCAUUGAUGGGCAUCUGUUGCUGUAAAUAUGAUGGCAAUUCGCGUGAAAAUAGCUUUCUUGAUGGUGAUCUAAAUGGGAGAAUUUGUCAUGACAGCCAAGCCUCAGAUGGCGGGGUUCGAUCCAAAGCCGGCCAAAAACAUGUGAUCGGGACUGAUGCUCUAGUUUUGGAUGCGCUUAAUGCCCUCAGAAAGCUUACAGAUAAUGAUGAAGAACCGCCAGAGUGUAUGACUGUUUUGCACUUCCUUGCUGAAGAAGAAGAUGGAUGGCUGGAAGUUGUGAAGUCAUGUAUUUUUGCCAUACCUUUAGAAGACUCUCUUGGUUCAGCUGUGGUAUCUUUUCUUUUGGAUGAGUGUCCACUCCCAACAAGGGAUGCAAUCAGUUUAUUAGUGACACGGCUGAACUUAAGCAAGACUUCUAGUAAGAUUGAACUUCAGACGCGCACCAGCAAGAGGAGUAGUGCCCUUGAGCCUGCAAUAUGUAGGAACCUAGCUGCUGUGUUGGCUUGUUUAGCAGACAAACUGGCUGGUCCAAUGAGCAUUGCUUUGUUAAGUGCGGGUACCCUUGAGUUUCUACUGGAAAGGCUGAGUAUCACAGAGCAUCCUGCUGUUACACUGUUUUCAAUUCUUGCACUAGAAAAGUUUGCUCAAACAAGUGAAAAUAAGCUGACUAUUCAAAAGAGUGGGAUAGCUGACAGGCUCUGGUUGCUAGAGAAAGAGUUCAUCCUCAGUACUGAUCACUUAAAGCACCAGGUUGGGUUUUGUGCUCAGUGGCUUCUUGAUAAUACAUUCUCGUAUACCGGGCGGCCAUAUUCAUAUAAAAAGGUAGAUGUGUCUCAGAUAAAAGCUAUGCUGAACAGCAAUGACGUCAGUGAGUAUCUGAAGAUCUCGCCCACAGGACUAGAGGCACGCUGUGAUGCUGCAUCAUUUGAAAGCGUACGUUGUACCUACUCUGUCAACACAGGGGUAUGGUAUUAUGAGGUUUGUCUACUGACCGCCGGAGUGAUGCAAAUUGGAUGGGCAACAAAAGACAGCAAGUUCCUCAAUCACGAUGGCUAUGGUAUCGGUGACGAUGAAUACUCGUGUGCUUAUGAUGGAUGUCGGCAGCUCAUCUGGCACAACGCUAAAAGCACGCCGCAUAGCCACAAACCUUGGAAGGCAGGCGAUGUGCUUGGACUUCUGCUUGAUGUGGCGAGAAGAAGGGUGCAGUUCUCACUCAAUGGAAAUGCCAUUCAAAGAGACUUCAAAGCUGCACCGACACAGUCUGGCUUCUUUGCUGCAGCUAGCUUCAUGUCAUUUCAGCACUGCAUCUUUAACUUUGGAUCGGAACCCUUUAAGUUCCCACCAAGUGUCCCGUUCAAGUCAUUCAAUGACUGUGCUGACAUGAGCGAUGACGAAAAAAUUAUUUUACCGAAGCACUUGAAGAUUGCGGCCAUACGUCAGGAAAGUGUGUCUGGUGAGCCUUGCAAAAUCUGCUUCGAAAAGGAGGCUGACACGAGAUUGGAUCCCUGUGGACACAGGGAAAUUUGCAUGCCCUGUGCCCUUCAAGUCAUGGAAUGCCCUAUCUGCCGCCAACAAAUUACACACAAAAUACUGGAGCGGUCAGAACCUAACUCCCCUGUCGACAAGUUACCGCCAAGAUGACAUCACUUACACUAUCCUAGGUGCCCCCCUCCCUAGAAAAUAAGACCUAUCCUAGGUGCCCCCCCUCCC
Molecule: messenger RNA, 1846 nt
Organism: Nematostella vectensis (starlet sea anemone)
Lineage: Eukaryota; Metazoa; Cnidaria; Anthozoa; Actiniaria; Edwardsiidae
Product: RING finger and SPRY domain-containing protein 1
Exons: 17
Coding region: 143-1777 (544 amino acids)
Cellular component (GO): cytoplasm
Molecular function (GO): ubiquitin-protein transferase activity; protein binding
Source: RefSeq, a predicted model, not a curated record